Messenger RNA from Coffea arabica (coffee), 459 nucleotides. The record is from RefSeq and is a predicted model, not a curated record. Lineage: Eukaryota; Viridiplantae; Streptophyta; Magnoliopsida; Gentianales; Rubiaceae.
AUGGGUGCCUCCAAGAUCUCCACCUCCUUGAUCUUCCUGUCUUGUUUGCUCCUUGCUUCCUCCGCCACAACAGCGGCAUUUAACAUCACUGCUGUCCUGGGGACAUCCCCAGUUUUAGUAACUUCAAUGAUUUUGAGCAAGGCAGGUUUGGUUAAAGCCAUCAAUUCUCAAUCACCCGUAACUAUUCUUGCCAUCCCUAAUGAGCACAUUGGAGACCUUGCUGGUAAACCGGCUGAUGUUAUUAAAAUUACCUUGAUGACUCAUGUGGUUCUUGACUACUAUGAUCUCCUCAAGCUCGCAAACGCAAAAAAUGGGACAAGAAUGACAACCUUGUUCCAAAAAACUGGUGUGGCAACUUACGAUCAAGGCUUCUUGAUUCUAAACAGAAGUCAUGGUCAGCUUAUAUUUUCCUCGGCUGCCAAAGGUGCUCCCACAAUGUUCAGGUUGUUGCAACAGUAA